UCUCAUUGUGAGGCAUUCAGUCUCGCGACUACAUAGAGCAUAGAAAGCGUCUUUAGACAAUAACACUUAUGGUUGUGCUUUUGUUCUAUGAUCUUUUUGGGUUUACGCUUCCCCUUUUAAUACGCGAACUUCCACUGCCCAUUUGCCCUUUAGUAAAAACUCCUUUCCUCCUGAAGCGGACUUGUUUCUGCAAUCGUGUUCAGUGAAUUUGUUUAUAUGUAUGUCAAAAAAAAUUGCGCCUUCCUUCGCGCUUCUGCCACAGUCAAUUGCCACCCCACUGUAUGAAGCUGAAGCAGAAGCACAAGAAGUCGGUUUGAGGGUUCGGUGUCAAAAGCUUACUGACCAAUACUUUCCACAAUGCUACGCUGUCACUCCUUCUCUUUCAAGCGAAAUUCUCAAUUUCUCACUUGGUUCGCGAGCGAACUUCUCCUAUUCUAAAAGCCAGAAAUAUGCAAUGUCCGAAGCAAUCUCGUUGUCCAAUGCUUCCAGGUUGGAUGUUCAGAAUCAGCUGAUGUCUAUAUCAGAUGAGUACACACCGCUAAGUGGCAAUACCCAUAUCCAACCCUCGACAUUAGUCAGCCUUUCGUCAUAUCUUGCGCCUCGAAAUCCAAAAAAUUUGAACACCUUCACAGUUUCCCAUCUUCGUCGAUUUAGGAAGUCUUCUAGAAAUCUCGAGAACAUCUGGUUGAAGUUUAAGACAAUGCUGUGCAUCCCAAAAAAACGUUUUCUGGACGUGAGCCACCCCUUUUAAAAAGCAAAUCCCAUCUUUUUACACCAAGGAGAUUCGCUCCGGCAAGGUGGCGCUAGAGAAUUAGCGUCCUCAUACGUCAUAUAGUCAUACAACGCCUUCCCUGAAUAGGCGAAUCGCCGAUCGUUCUCAGGCCCGCUCCUAAACCUAUCAACGCUGGCAUAACUCCCUGCAC
Mollisia scopiformis is the source of this 923-nucleotide messenger RNA. RefSeq lists its product as uncharacterized. The coding region runs from base 221 to 751 and encodes 176 amino acids. Lineage: Eukaryota; Fungi; Ascomycota; Leotiomycetes; Helotiales; Mollisiaceae. The record is from RefSeq and is a predicted model, not a curated record. The transcript has a single exon.